Vicia villosa (hairy vetch) is the source of this 1584-nucleotide messenger RNA. RefSeq lists its product as uncharacterized. Bases 1 to 1584 code for a protein of 527 amino acids. Gene Ontology annotation, molecular function: aspartic-type endopeptidase activity. The record is from RefSeq and is a predicted model, not a curated record. NCBI's taxonomy places the organism in Eukaryota, Viridiplantae, Streptophyta, Magnoliopsida, Fabales, Fabaceae. Gene Ontology annotation, biological process: proteolysis. The transcript has 3 exons.
AUGCCUGCCCAUGGCGGAGGUUCAGGUGUGAAUGCUAUUGAGAAUGAAGAGAUAAGUGUUGUAUCUGAUGUGGGCUGUUUGACUUUUCCUCUUAUGUCUGUGAAGCAACAUCUGGCUAAUAGUGGCAUCUUCCCGAGCUGUGGUGUCGAUUGUGAUAAUUGCAAGAAUCAACUUGGGGUCUGUAUUGAUUUGAAGAGUAUGGUUCUGAAAUUGAUGGACGAAGGUCCUCUCCAGUUCUAUAGAAAGAAGAGAAACGCGAGGGUUGCAAACGAUGAGGUGGUGGUAAUUGACAUUCCAUAUGAACCUGUGGCUCCUAUUAAUAUUCAGGUGCCUGUUCAGAUACCUAUUGUCAUUCCUUAUGCAGAGCAACCAGCAACAUUAAUGAUCACUGUUCCUGGGCCGAUUCCAUAUGAGAGUGAGAAGGCCGUUCCUUGGAAUUAUGGCUCAGAUGUGUACUACUAUGGUACGAAGAAAGAGGAUGAGUUGAAAGACAAUUUUGUGAAAGCCGCAGUUGCAAAUGCCGAUAAUAUUGCUGGUACUGGUAAAAUUACUCACAGUGGUAGAGUUUUCUCUCCUCAGCUUAUACAAAACAAUGCAGAUGCUUCGGUUAAGGCCAAAGGCAAACAAGUGGUGGUUGAUAGCCAGAACUCUCCGGUUCAGAAUGGGGCACCUGACAGUGUUGUGUCUUCCAAGGACGUGGAGGAGUUGUUGAGAAUCAUCAAGAAGUCUGAUUACAAAGUUGUUGAGCAGUUGGGUCAGACCCAAUCGAAGAUUUCCAUCUUGCAAUUGUUGAUGUGCUCGGAGGUUCAUAGAGACGCUCUAUUGAAAAUCCUGAAUAAUGCUUACGUACCACAUGAAAUAUCUGUGAAUCAGUUAGAGGCGGUGGCCAACAAUAUUUCAGCUGGAACUGGUUUGGGAUUUACUGAUCGUGACCUUCCUCCUGAGGGGAGAAACCAUAACAAGGCAUUGCAUAUUUUGAUGGAGUGUAAGGGGACGACCUUGUCUCGUGUCCUGGUUGAUACAGGUUCUUCCUUAAAUGUGCUUCCCAAAUCGGCCCUUAUGAGAAUUGACUAUGCUGGUGUUGAGUUGAGGCCCAGUGAAUUGGUGGUACGCGCUUUUGAUGGUUCAAGGAGGUCUGUGUUCGGAGAAGUAGACUUUCCUAUCCAAAAGUUGAAGUAUCCAGUUGAUGGUAAAGUGGUGACAGUUUGUGGUGAGGAAGAUUACAUCGUGAGUCAUUUGUCUUCUUUCCGCUAUGUGGAGAUUGAAGGUGAAAUCCAUGAAACGCCUUUCCAAGCGUUCGAAGCUGUGAAUGCUGUAAGAACCCCUCUUUAUGAGAUAACGAAGCCAGAAACAGAUAUGUCUUCCCUGAAAGAUGCUCAAGUGGUUGUUGAGACGGGAAAGGUAGAAGGUUGGGGGCAAGUGAGUGAUGUGCGUCCCAAAUUUGACAAGAAUGGUCUUGGUUUCAACCCGGGGAGGCAGAGUGCAUCGCCCAAGCCUAGUAUCCUCAGCCCGAUCAAGUUUGUGAGUGGUGGUAUCAUUCAGAACAGUCAGUCCGAUCUACCAAGCCAAGGAGGAAGCUUAUGA